Molecule: messenger RNA, 1235 nt
Organism: Durio zibethinus
Lineage: Eukaryota; Viridiplantae; Streptophyta; Magnoliopsida; Malvales; Malvaceae
Source: RefSeq, a predicted model, not a curated record
CCUUUGCUGCUCUUUUCAUGCAAGCCAAAAAAAAAAGGUCAAUCAUUACUCAUUCAAACUCCAAUAAUGAUCCAUCCAUCCAGCCAGUAGAGAGAACUACUGAGAGCAAAAAGGUUCACCGAAGUGCUCUUCAAGCCAACCAAUAAGAAUUUAGAAGAAAAAAUUAACCAAAAAAAAAAAGUGAAAAAAAAGCAAAUAAAUCCUAUAAUUUGAUAAGAAGAGAUGAAGAUGAAAGGUGCAACAAUUGGAGGGUCUAAGAGAAGGUGUUCAUGGCCAUGCAAGGGAAAUGGAGCUGGGUUCCUUAGGGAAGAAAGAGGUAGGCUUUACAUAAUAAGAAGAUGUAUUGUUAUGCUUCUCUGCUGGCACGACUAAAACAAUAAAUAUAUAUAUAUAUAUAUGGAGAAAUCUGAAUAAAAAUCUCUACAGAUCCUGCUGCUACUUGGAAUUUAGCUACUAGUUUUAGAUUUUCUUUUAUCAUGUGUAUAUCAAAUAUAUGGAUAAUCUUUUCUUUCCCUUCCUUAUGCUCCUUGGCUUCUCCUUCUCCUUGGUAUAACAAGUUUCUCUGUGAAAUUAUGGUGAAAAUUUUAUUUUGUUAUAUUUUAAAAACUUGAUUCGGUGCUGAAUCUCUAAGUUUUAUCUUUGAUCCCAAGCUUAUAGUUGUGCUUUUCUUUACUUGCUUUUAUGGUUAGGACAUGUUAUAUUCCAUUCAUCUUCUUAUAAUAGUCACAAAGAUUUGCAUCUUAGCUUCUCGGUUGCCCCUGGAAGAAGGAAACUCAAAUUCCUCUUAGCUUCAUAGCUUAUUCUUGCAUGAUUGCUUAUACUUCAGUUUUCUCCACCAGUGCACUGGGACUGAUCAAACCCAUAACUUAAUUCGGUGUAUGCUGUGAUCCUUAAAAGUUGAUAUCUCUCAGAUUUGAAGUUCAAAUCCCAUCAGUUAAUAACUUUUUUCACUAUCCCUAAUCAGCGGUUGCUCUUGUGUGUGUAUAUAUAUAUAUAUAUAUAAACUUAACUGAUCAGUUUUUGGUUUUGGUUAAUUCUUUUUCUGAAACGGGUUUCAACUUUCAUGCUUAAGUGAAGGAAGCAAAAUCUAAUACUAAUGUCUGAUAGCUAGAUAGUAAAGAACAUCCCUAGCUACUUUUGUAUACGAAGAAAAAUCAAAAUAGAUAUUCUUAGGCUCCUCAUUGAUGAUUGAGGAUUGAUGGAAACCCAAAAAAAAUGGUUCUCCAGAAAUUGGC